AUGGCGUCACACCCUUACGGAGAAACCAUAUCCCAACUCCUCUCCCCAUCGACACACUUACUAUUAUUCUCUUUACCAACCUCACCGCAAAAACCAGUCUUACCAGCAUCAACAAUAAGCCGCCUCUCGCUGCAUCCGGUACUAGAAUCCAUCCUCCACAUCCUAAAUUACGACCUGCCGAGCGCGCAUUUCCUGCUGCGUCAUAUGCAGGCGCCGCCGGCGUAUGAGGCGAUGUUCUUACAUGGCGUGCUGCAUCGUGUGGAAGGGGAUCUCGAGAACGCGGCGGCUUGGUAUGUGGAUGUUCAGGACACAGAGGUUUUCAGGGUUGUUUGGGGGGUUUCUGGUGAGAAUGGUGGUGACGGAGACGGAGCUGAGGAUGAUGGUGGUGCUCAGGGGUAUCCGGGUCCACGAGAGUCAGUGGCAUCGAAGUCAGGGUCAAAGAAUCCGUCGAGGACAGCUGCCGACCACACUCUGCUAUUCCUUGACAGUUUGGUCGAAGCGAAAGCAAGUGUACGUUCAGGCCAGGCGGCGCCACAAUAUCUUGUUCAAGCGUCGCUAGGUGAGUUCUCGCGGCUUUGGGAUUUCUGUGAGACGAAAUUCGGGACUGAGCCAGUGUUGGAAGCCUCAGAUAUAUGGGUGUCUAUGGCUGAGAAGAACGCUAGCAUUGCUGAGAAAAUGAUUACAGGUGGUGAAGGUUGGCGAGAAUUCUAA
This is a messenger RNA of Exophiala aquamarina CBS 119918, 711 nucleotides long. RefSeq lists its product as uncharacterized. The transcript has a single exon. The record is from RefSeq and is a predicted model, not a curated record. NCBI's taxonomy places the organism in Eukaryota, Fungi, Ascomycota, Eurotiomycetes, Chaetothyriales, Herpotrichiellaceae. Bases 1 to 711 code for a protein of 236 amino acids.